GGGCGUUCCCACUGCAGCGGAAACUGUGUCACCUUCAGUGUGUUCCACCUGUGCCAUUGGUCGUCUCUGUCCUCAGCAGCAGCAGCAGCCGAAGCCAUGAGUCAGUUUCGGGCGCUGGCAUGUGUCCUGAGGGUCGGAGGACGUCUGUGGUGGCAAGGGUGUGGAGGGUGUGGAGGGACCCUGUCCCAGUGCAGGCCUCAUCCCAGGAGAGGUUGCUCCUCUGAGGCUACACCAGUGAGCUGGAGCUCCAGCUAUGUGGAGGAGAUGUACUUUGCUUGGUUGGAGGAUCAUAAAAAUGUGCAUGAGUCGUGGGACGCCUUCUUCCGGAACACGCAGGGAACAUCCAGUCCGCCUGCAGAGGAGGUUGCAGGGCGACCCUCCGCCAUCCUCCAGGGUCGAGUCCUGUCCCAUUCGCCCGACACGACGCGCAAAGUGGUGGAAGACCACCUGGCUGUGCACACGCUCAUCAGAGCAUACCAGAUUCGUGGUCAUCAUGUGGCCCAAUUAGAUCCUCUGGGCAUCCUGGAUGCUGACCUGGACUCCUUCGUUCCCUCUGAUCUCAUCACCACCAUUGAUAAAUUAGGGUUCUACGGUCUUGGUGAGUCUGACCUGGACAGACGCUUCCGACUUCCUCACACCACCUUCAUCGGAGGGGGAGAGACGACUCUUCCUCUCAGAGAGGUCAUACGCAGACUGGAGGCAUCCUACUGCGGUCACGUGGGCGUUGAAUUCAUGUUCAUCAACAACGUGGCCCAGUGUCAGUGGAUUCGUCAGAAGUUCGAGACCCCGGGAAUUAUGCGGUUCACCGACACUGAGAAGAGGACGCUGCUAGCUCGCCUCAUCAGAUCAACACGGUUUGAGGACUUCCUGGCCAGGAAGUGGUCAUCAGAGAAACGUUUUGGUCUCGAAGGCUGUGAAGUCCUCAUCCCAGCUCUUAAAACCAUCAUUGACGUCUCCAGCACUGCCGGCAUCGACAGCGUGAUCAUGGGGAUGCCACAUCGGGGUCGACUUAACGUCUUAGCCAACGUGAUCAGGAAGGACUUGGACCAGAUCUUCUGUCAGUUUGACCCCAAAUUAGAGGCUGCUGAUGAAGGUUCAGGGGACGUGAAAUACCACCUGGGAAUGUACCAUGAGAGAAUAAACCGCGGGACAGAGAAGAACAUCACGCUGUCCCUCAUGGCCAACCCGUCCCACUUAGAGGCGGUGGAUCCAGUGGUCCAGGGAAAGGCCAAAGCUGAGCAGUUCUACAGGGGCGACACGCUGGGGAAAAAGGUGAUGUCCAUUCUGAUGCACGGCGAUGCUGCUUUCGCUGGGCAAGGUGUUGUGUACGAAACAUUCCACCUAAGUGAGCUCCCCUCGUACACCACACAUGGUACCAUCCAUGUGGUGGUCAACAAUCAGAUCGGCUUCACGACAGACCCGCGGGUUGCUCGCUCAUCUCCUUACCCGACUGAUGUUGCCCGAGUGGUCAAUGCUCCCAUUUUCCACGUUAAUGCCGAUAACCCCGAGGCCGUCGUGUACGUGUGUCGCGUGGCCGCAGAAUGGAGGAACAUCUUCAACAAGGACGUCGUCAUUGACCUGGUUUGUUACAGGCGCUUUGGCCACAAUGAAAUGGAUGAGCCCAUGUUCACUCAGCCGCUGAUGUAUAAACAGAUCCGCCGGCAGGAACACGUGCUAAAAAAGUACUCCGACAAGCUCAUUGCCGAGGGAGUGGUCACGCUGCAGGAAUUUGAGGAGGAAGUGGCCAAAUAUGACAGGAUAUGCGAGGAAGCGUACACCAGCUCCAAGGAUGAGAGGAUCUCACACAUCCGACACUGGCUGGACUCCCCCUGGCCAGAUUUCUUCACAGCAGAAGGAGAACCUAAGACCAUGAGUUGCCCCCCCACGGGACUGGAUGAGGAGGUCAUGCAACACAUUGGCCAGACUGCCAGCUCAGUGCCUCUGGAAGAUUUUACCAUACACCCUGGUCUGUCUCGUAUCCUGCGCAGCCGAGCCGACCUGGUGAAGACUCGUCAGCUGGACUGGGCCCUGGGAGAGUACAUGGCCUUUGGAUCUCUUCUCAAAGGUGGCACCCACGUGCGGCUCAGCGGGCAGGAUGUAGAGAGGGGCACUUUCAGCCACCGUCAUCAUGUCCUUCACGACCAAGAGGUGGACAAACGCACAUGUGUCCCCAUGAACCACCUGUGGAGCGACCAGGCGCCCUACACGGUCUGCAACAGCUCCCUGUCAGAGUACGGCGUCCUCGGGUUCGAGCUGGGCUUCGCCAUGGCCAGCCCCGACGCCCUCGUCCUAUGGGAGGCCCAGUUUGGAGACUUUCACAACACGGCCCAGUGCAUCAUAGACCAGUUCAUCAGCUCGGGCCAGGCCAAGUGGGUCCGCAACAACGGCAUCGUGCUGCUCCUCCCGCACGGGAUGGAGGGAAUGGGUCCAGAACAUUCAUCAGCCCGUCCUGAGCGCUUCCUGCAGAUGAGCAAAGAUGAUCCGGAUCACUUCCCUGAGUUUGGUGGAGAUUUUGAAGUGCAGCAGCUGUACGACUGUAACUGGAUUGUGGUCAACUGCUCCACGCCUGCUAACUACUGUCAUGUGCUCAGACGGCAGAUUCUGCUGCCGUUCAGGAAGCCGCUGAUUGUCUUCACGCCUAAGUCUCUGCUGAGACACCCGGAUGCCAGGUCCAGUUUUGACGACCUCACCAAAGGCACGAGAUUCAAGAGGCUGAUCCCGGAUCAGGGACCUUGCGGCCAAAGCCCAGACAGAGUGAAAAGGUUGAUCUUCUGCACUGGUAAAGUCUACUACGAGCUGUGCAAAGAGAGGAAACAAGAGAACCUGGAGAACGAGGUCGCCAUCAUCAGACUGGAGCAGAUCUCCCCAUUCCCCUUCGACCUGGUGCGAGCAGAGGUGGAGAAACACAACAGCGAGGCUGAGCUGAUCUGGUGUCAGGAGGAGCACAAGAACAUGGGCUACUACGAUUACGUCAGGCCUCGUCUUCUCACCGUGGUGGCCAACAAGAGGCCCGUCUGGUAUGUCGGGCGGGAUCCUGCCGCCGCUCCUGCGACAGGGAACAAGUCGACACACCUGAACGAGCUGAAGAAGUUCAUGGAAACGGCCUUCAACCUGAGUGCCUUCCAGGGGAGGAAAGUUUGAACUUGACUGAAGGUUUAGUUUUUUCUCCAGCUCUUUUUUUUGUAUCCAUGUUGGUUACGUAGAUGGGAGCUCUGGAUGGCCCUGACAUGUUUCACUACUAAUACAAAUCAUGAAAAUAGCAAAAUGAUAUCUUGAAUUUUCCAGCGAGCUGCCACAUAGAGAAAAAUGAAAGGAUGCAACUUUGCCACUUUGAUAUUUUGUAAGUGCUAAGAAGCUCCAGUAUGUAUUUCAAGAAAAACACUGCAUCUCAGCUUUGGGAUAUCAGUGAAAAAGACUUUUUCUUUUUCACCCCAUUUUUGCUGUUUUGUGCGCCAAAUAUUUCAACUGUGUUCUUAAAUAAUCUUCAUAAUUUUUCUCCUCGUAUAUUAUGGCGUUAUUCCAAUAAUAUUUUUACUUUAUUCUCAUAAUAUUAUAACUUUUUCCACAACCUAAUUUCUUAAAAAAACUACAACUUCAUUUGUUGUCUUAUUACCACUUUUAAAAAUAACUUUUUUUUUUUUUAUUUCAACUAUGUGCUACUAAAAUGACAUUGUUUUUCCUUAUAAGUAGUAUUACAAGUUUAUUCUGUUAAAAUUGCGGCUUUCUUCUGUUAAUAUUUCAACUUUAUUCUUGUAAAAUUACAGCUGUUGUUUUCCAUUUCUGCUUGUUCUUUUUCUUCUAGUAAAUUUUAUUCUCAUAAUUCUCACUUUAUUCCCAAAAUAUUUUGACUUUACUCUCGUAACAUUCUAACUUUUUCCGCAGCCUAAUGUUCGAAUGAUUUUUUUUUCUUGUAAUAUUAAAACAUCAUUCUUGUAAAAUCGUGAUAUUUUUUCUUGUUAGAAUACGACUUUUUCCCCCAAUAUUUGGACUUUAUUCUCCUAAAAUUACAGCUGGUUUUUUUCCAUUUCUGCUUUUAAAAAAAAUUGCCAACUGUUUAAACAUUUUUCUUGUAAAUUUUCUUCUCGUAAUGAUGACUUUAUUCCCAAAGUAUUUUGACUUUAUUUCCAUAAUAUUUUAACUUUUUCUGUAACCUAAUUUUCCAAAAAUGACAACUUUAUUUAGUUUUGUUAGUUUCUCAUAUUAAAACUUGUAAAAAGUCUUUCUUAAAUAGUUGAAUUUUAUGCUAGUAAAAUAACAUUAUUUCUCCUCAUAAUAUUACAACAUUGUAAUAAAUCACUAGCUUUUUUCUCGUUAGAAUAUAACUUUUUUUCUAAUAUUUGGACUUUAUUCUCAUUUUUCCAUUUCUACUUUUUUAAAUUUUCCAAUUGCUUCAACUUUCUUCUUGUAAAUUUCCUUCCUGUAAUUAUGACUUUAUUCCCAUAAUAGUUUGACUUUAUUCUCCUGAGAUAACUUUUUUGCCACCUGAUUUAAAAAAAAAUUGACAACUUUAUUUGUUGUUUUGUUUGUUUUAGAAGACCACUUUCUUUCAUUUUUCAGUUUAUUUUUCUUAUUUUUCUGCAUAAUAUUACAACAUUAUUCUUGUAAUAUUGCAACUUUUUCUCGUUAGAAUACAAAUGUUUAAUAUUUUAUUAAUAUCAUAUAUUUUUGACUUUAUUCACAGAAAAUUACAGCUGAUUUUUUUCCCCAUUUUUGCUGUUUUUGCUUGGUGUUUUUUUUUAGUUUUCUUGUUAUGUUUUUGGGCCGCAUGGUGGCCAGGUUUGAAUCUCUGUUUGGACGUCUCUGUGUGGAGUUUGCAUGUUCUUGCCGUGCGUGCGUGUGUUUCCUCCCACAUUCCAAAAACAUGCAUGUUAGGUUAAUUGGAGACUCUAAAUUGUCCAUAGGUAUGAAUGUGAGUGUGAUUGGUUGUUUGUCUAUAUGUGCCCUGCCAUUGGCUGGCAACCAGUCCAGGGUGUACCCCGCCUCUCGCCCGAAGUCAGCUUGGAUAGGCUCCAGCAUACCCCCACGACCCUAGUGAGGACAAGUGGCAUAGAAAUUGGAUGGGUGGAUAAAUGUUAUGUUAUGUUAUUUAGAAUGUGCUGCAGGCCAAUAAAAUGACACCCCUGAUCUCAGGGCUUUUUAACGCUUCAGUACCUCUUCACAACAAUAAGCACAACAGAUCCUCAUAACUUGAACAUAGUAGCUUAUCAUUGCAGAUGUAGAACGCUGGCCAUCAUAAAUAUUUUAUAGUAGUUUUAUUCGAGUGUUUUAAGUACGUUUUCUCAAAGCAUAGUUAAUUAUUAUGUAACUGAGAAAUGUGCUUUUUUUUUUUCAAACUAAUACCAAUACCAAUAACUCUCUGCUUCUCGAGACCGAUAUGGUACCGAUAACCGAUAACUACUUUUUUUAUUCAGUGUGCACACCUGGAGGUUAGAAGGACUGGAACACAUUAGGAUUUGAUUAGGAACCAGAGUAUAGAGCGAAGAUGUGGCCCAGUAAAGUGCACUGUAUUCGGGUACAUGCUCCGAGCAGCCGGUGUGCCGCUAUGGACGUCUCUGGCAAACCUUAUGCUCUCGUAACUUCACGACCUUUUCCUUGUAACAUAGGAACAUUACAACGUUUUUCGUAACACAACUUUAGUCAUUACUUUCUUCUUGCGACAUUCUUUUAAGAAACUUGCCAACUUUUCUUUGUAAGACUAUAGCAUCAUUCUCAUUCCAUUUACGGGGUUAAUCUUGUAACAUUACGACUUUUUCCCAAGUAACCUUUUUCUUGUAACAUUCCGACUUUUUUUAGCUUCAUAUUCAUUCCAUUAUAAGUUUAAUAUUGGAACAUUACGACUUUUUUUCUGGUAACCUGACCUUUUUUUUCACAAUAUUGCGACAGUUUUCCUCGUAACCUUGUAACUGUUUGCUCUUGUAACUUCACGACCUUUUCCUGUAACAUAAUAACAUUACAACGUUUUUCGUAACACCACAACUUUUGCCAUUACAGCCUUUUUUUUUUUUUAAACAAAACUUUACAACUUUUUUGUAACACUGUAAUUUGUAACAAUAUGACUUUUUUGUAAGCGUAGCCUUUUUUGGAAACAUUCCAACUAUUUUUCAUAACACCACAACUUUGUACUCAUUCCCACAUGAGUUUACUCUUGUCACAUUCCACAUUAUUUUGGUAACAUUUUUUCAUAACAUUACAACAACGUUUUUUGUAGCCAUAUAACUUUAUUCUUUCUGUUGUUACAUAACAACACUGCAAAGUUUUUCGUAACAGCACAACUUUCUUCUCGUAACAUUUGAGUAUGUAGAUAACUACAUUGCCACAGAAUGGUGAUUUUCAUGUGACAUUACCACUUGUGUUUGUGACAUGAUGACUUUAUUGUUGUCACAUGACAUCUUUUUUCCCCUUUUCCAUGUGGCCCUGAUGUACUUUCAUCCUUUCACACCGUACCAGAGUACCUGUGUAUAUAAACAAUAGUGUUCUACGUGUGAUAUUAAGGUAAUUAAAGUGCUUCUGACAGGCAUCAGUAGACGCGUGUCUGCCUUUGCUUUUUGCCAUCUGAGCCGUUAGUGAAGGAAUGCCUCUUUAUCGUCACAGCUCGCCUCAUUAGCAGACAUCAGCCAGCUGGCGCAGAGACUUGUUUACUUUUUGCAACAUAAGGCUCGAGCACGCACAAACGCAGACAACAAAGCCCGCGAGGCCCGACGGGCGGCGUUGACGCUCGCUCGUCUCGUUUGAACCCUCAUGUGUAAAUAAACAUCAUAACUAUUUAACC
Molecule: messenger RNA, 6769 nt
Organism: Dunckerocampus dactyliophorus (ringed pipefish)
Lineage: Eukaryota; Metazoa; Chordata; Actinopteri; Syngnathiformes; Syngnathidae
Gene: ogdhl
Product: oxoglutarate dehydrogenase L
Exons: 23
Coding region: 97-3141 (1014 amino acids)
Biological process (GO): tricarboxylic acid cycle
Cellular component (GO): mitochondrion; oxoglutarate dehydrogenase complex
Molecular function (GO): oxoglutarate dehydrogenase (succinyl-transferring) activity; thiamine pyrophosphate binding
Source: RefSeq, a predicted model, not a curated record